This is a messenger RNA of Cylas formicarius (sweet potato weevil), 917 nucleotides long. RefSeq lists its product as uncharacterized. NCBI's taxonomy places the organism in Eukaryota, Metazoa, Arthropoda, Insecta, Coleoptera, Brentidae. The transcript is spliced from 4 exons. Bases 264 to 887 code for a protein of 207 amino acids. The record is from RefSeq and is a predicted model, not a curated record.
GGAGACCGCGUCACACGUGUAAUUAACGGGAAGGUGUUAUGAAUUAUUCUGCACAGUGAUAUCCCGGAUGAAAACGUCUGCCACAUUAAGUGAUGUCACCUUUAAACACAUUUUUUUAAUCCAUGUGAACUGCAUAAUAUAAACAAAAGGUGCGAUUAUUAAUCUAGUGGUAAUUAUUUGGGUAAACAGUUAACGGGGAAUUUUAACGUGACUCGGAGUUGUUCCACGCAUUGGUAAGAAGUGUUUUACUGAUCAAAAAUGUGAUGAAUAAAAUGCGGGUAAUAGUUUUUAUCUGUAAUUUGUUGUUGCAUCGGGUAUCCGCCCAAAUAAUCGCGGAAGACGAAAAUGGAUAUACUUUUAUCAAUAAAGUAAGAUUUCCAUAUUCUGCCUACUAUGAUCCGUUUGUAGGGUUAAUAAUGGCAUUUGCUCUGGAGCUAACGGAUUCGCCGUACGACGGAGAAUUUGCUUGGAGUUUUGAAUUUAACUACUACCUACCGCAAAACGAAAGUAAAUAUACUUUUCCGCCAAUAGCUGGCGAAUCGACUGCGGAAAGAGGAUUUUUAGAUAGAACUACUCUGUACGAAAUGGUUGAAAGAAAAAUAGAUGUUUUUAGCGAAAACUUUGGUGGCGAACUUUGCUUUUUGAGGAUGAUCUGCGAGAUGACUUGUAACAGUACCAAAGAUACGGAUGUUCUGGGAGAUAUAAUGCACAUAUUACUAAGCCCAUCGUCCUCAGUGAAUAAAAAUUUACCAAAGAAAUAUUACAAUGCAGAGUUGUACGGCAAAAAGCACGGAUACUGUACCAAAUAUAUAAAAAAAUGCCCCAUAAAUCUGCUAGCUAUCUUUACUAGAUUUGGGAAAUAUCUGGAAAAUAAAUUAACUAAUUGAAGGCUACGACUUUUCUUUAAUACCCCAUUA